This is a messenger RNA of Ceratitis capitata (Mediterranean fruit fly), 629 nucleotides long. RefSeq lists its product as uncharacterized. The transcript is spliced from 3 exons. The record is from RefSeq and is a predicted model, not a curated record. Gene Ontology annotation, cellular component: nucleus. NCBI's taxonomy places the organism in Eukaryota, Metazoa, Arthropoda, Insecta, Diptera, Tephritidae. The coding region runs from base 18 to 629 and encodes 203 amino acids.
UGGAGCAGCUAAUUCGAAUGAUGGAUUUUUUCGGAGAAACGCCGGGUUUGGCAGGGUCUCGGUUCCAGAAGCUCCAUGGAAGAUCAGACUGCGAUAGGAAGUGGAGCGAAUUAACUAGUACGCUGAAUUGCCUUGGUGGUGCUGUGAAAAGCGUCGAACAAUGGCGCACGGUAUGGAGGGAUCUGAAAAGCCGUACCAGCAUCAAGGUCCGAGACCGGAAAAGAAAGCGGGCAGUGACAGGAAACAGUCCAAUUGAUGAGGAGCCACUCACCGAAUUGGAGAGACGAGUCAUUGCCCUUAUAGGUAAUGACUAUGUCCAGGGCCACGAAAACGUUCCUGAAACAGUGCCUAUAGAGGAGGAACUGCAACUUCGAUUAGAGGAGGGUGAAGAAAGCAUAGUUAUCGAGAUGCCUUCAUUUUCAAAUGGGGUCAAUUUGGAAAUGCAUGCAUCGACUCCUGCGACUCAAGCCUCAAAAACUCCACGUAGAGGUAGUAGGAGAAGACGUGUGGAAGAUAUGAGCGAUACUCGAAACGCAUUUUUAGAAAUUGCGCAAACACAAGCGAAUGCUUUAAAAGUAAGUAUUUCUGCAUUUGGAACACAUCUAGAAUAUGUUUUCAUAUGUUGUUAG